CACGCCGCCGACGACCACCACGACCACCACGACGAUAGCCACCAUCACCGUUCUCCUCCCUCUCCGGCUGCCUGGCCGCCUUUCCCCUCGUCUCAGCCCUGCAUCGCAUCGAGCCCGUAUCCCGUGGAAGACCUGUGGCCACAUCAGCGCCCCUCCCGCUCUCCCUGUGUACCUCUCACCAAAGCGCCCCGAAUUGUAGCCCCAAUUGCUUGAGCUACAUCCAAAAAAAAAAAACCCCCCACCUUGUCCCUCCAAAAUUUCUUCAAAUUGAUAUCCCCAUUGUGGUCUAGCCGCCCUUUUGCCCUAUAAUCAGCCCUCUGCAGCCAGUUCCAAUCUCUCUGCAGCUCUUUUCCCUGGGUAAAGUCUCACCAACGCAUUGUCGCACAGAGGACGUCGGCCAACCACCCGUCUGCCCUGCUUGGCCGCAUAUCCCGAUCACUACUUUUGUUCGUUUGCGCAGCACCCUUUCGCUCUCUCCAUACGAAGCUCAUCUCCUUCCUUGAGCCUGACCUCUGCUGAAGAACCCAGCUGCUCUUGACGGUUCUACCUCGCGUAGAUCGUCGUCUGGUGCAACAUCCAGCGAGCUACCCUCGCCCAAUUCCCUUCUCCCCGCCUCUCCGCUUGGAAUUUCAUCAUUUCACCUACAAAUCAGAAUGUCUCGUCCAACGCUCAUCAACCUCCCGCCUCCACCCUCGGAGCCUCCUACGCCGUCCGAGAUGGGCCCGGGUACUCCAAACUCAGGCACUACCUCCCUGUCCGGUCUCUCAACCACCGCAAUCAAAGAUGGUCAUCAGGGAAAACUCCGUCCCCAUAGCCAUCGGCCCCGUCGCCGCUCUUCAGAUGCCUCGCAAACCUCCACAGACACCCUGGCUGCAGAACGCGCUGAUCGCAUCUCACGCUUAGCUGGCCUUGAAAGAGUAGCGGCGUCACGAACCCCCGGAGAAGAUCCUCCAAGUGGAGCUCCACCCGGUUACUUCGACCACACAUACGCGCACUUGCUCCUAAAAGAACGUAGCACCGUUGGCAGCGCCAGCGCCACUGGAAGCGUUGGAGGCCGCACAACCUGGGCCAGCGGAAGUGACAUCUUUGAUCAAGACAAGCUAAACGAUGACGACGGCGUCUCCAGCACGGGAGGCCUCAGCGACGAGAACGCCAGCCUCGUCGGGUUUGGCGAAGGCGCAAACAGCACCAUUAGCGGCCCGGUAUCCACAGGUAUCAACAGAGUGUCUGUUGUAAGCCGCCAAUCAUCCGGAGUCGGAGGCAACCGAGCUUCCUCUGGCCAGGCUGCCGCCGCCUAUUCACCCCAACCCGCCGGGAUCCCACUCUCGUCGCCCUCCCCUGCGGGGUCGAACACGCCGCAGGGCCUCGAGUACGAUGCCAUAGACGACGCACGCAUGGUCGACGGGAUAACUUUCGACGAAGACAUCGUUGACACGACAGUCCGGCCACCUCUCCCCGUCAGUAGCGGCAAACCCGAUCGUGGGUGAACCGAGUAAUGCAGUCCACUCCCUCCUCGUUCCCAACGCCCAAGAAUGUGGGGUGCUUUGUUCUAAACUUCGGCCUUUCCAUAGAGACUUCUCU
Molecule: messenger RNA, 1581 nt
Organism: Coccidioides immitis RS
Lineage: Eukaryota; Fungi; Ascomycota; Eurotiomycetes; Onygenales; Onygenaceae
Exons: 2
Coding region: 654-1487 (277 amino acids)
Source: RefSeq, a predicted model, not a curated record